UAUCAGUGGAGUGUAUGUGCUAGUGUGGGUGAGCAAAAUGGGCAACUACUGUAGUUCCGGCCAGACGAAAAAGGACAAGGACAAUGUCUCGGAAAAGUCCGAAGAAUCGCCUUCCUACCAACCGGCGGAUAAGGACAAGAACAAAUCGAACGAUGUGAAGGAAGCACCUCUAGCGGCCCCGGAGGUAACAUCGGAUGCAUCCGGUACGGGACAAAUAUCCAACAGCUCGAACGCAACCAACGGCUGCAACUCGUCCAAUGUGGCCGGAGGCGCAGGCGUGGAAGGUGCCCGGGUGCUGCCGAAAGCGCUCCAGAACGUGCAAUCGAUGACGUUGUCGGAUUCCAUCACCAACAGCCCGAUGACCGCAACGCCACCAUGUGAUAUACCGCUAGUGCAUCAGAACUUACCGCAAAACCUGACACCGCUGUAUGGGAAACCGACAACCAACAGGCGAACGGACAAGUACAAAAAGAUCGUACUCUACAUACUGGCUGCGGAUGAUGGCUUCCAAACGGAGAAAGCGAUGCUGCGUGAGGUGUUUAAGGGGUUGAACCAGAAAUGCCAGAGCCGCGGGUUUGAGCUGCAUGUGGCCGAUCUGCACGUGCUGCAGCCAAAGGGUAACAGCCUGGAUGUGAAAAAGUGGUUCAAAGGGCCGCUCGAGGCACAGGGUGGGCACGAUCUCGCCGCCAACUGUUUGGCGGAGAUAGCGCGCCAAUCGUGUGACUCGUACCUUAUCCCGGUGCUGUUCCUCGGUGGUACGCUUGGAGAUCCGUUGCUUCCGCUGACGAUCGAAAGCCAGGACUUUGUGGCGGCCCUGCAGAUGGCCGAGCGAAACCCGUCGGAGCGGGCGAUCCUGGAGAAGUGGUACGUGCUUGAUGACAAAUCGCAACCCGCGUGCUACCGACUAAAUGCCACAGCUGCCCCGCCAAUGAGCUCGGAGGAAUCGCAGCAAGAGCUGGCCCAGUUGUUGCAGACAUUGGUUGACAUUUUCUCGAAGGAGCUACGAGAUUCCUACUUAACCACCGUUGUCGAACAGGAAAUAAACAACACAGUCCUAAUUAGCCAAGAGCUUUCGAAGCGUUGCAUCUGGAUACAAAGUGCUGUAGCCGCACCGAAGUCCGAAGGGUUGUCUUCAGCGGAAGCGGAAAUGGGACGACGCUUGACCAACAUCCAGAACGACCUGAAGAACCAACUGUCCGAAAAGCACAUCAUCCGCAUCCCGGCCAACAUCGCCCAGCAGCAGCAAGAACAGUUCGGCACUCUGCUCGAUGCCUGUCUGUCCCAAGAGAUCGAUUCCGUCAUCGAUGAGCAUGUCAGCAAGUACUCGAUACCGCACUGCACGUAUGGAGUCGACCGACGUCUACUAAGCGAACUGGAGGAGGUGAAUCGUCAUUCCCGCGUGUUGAACGAGAACUGCGCCAACUUUAGCUCGACGGACCGGGUGCGGGAGUAUCUGUCGUCGGCGCGGGGUAAACCGUUGGUAGUGUAUGGCAAGACUGGCGCUGGAAAGAGUGUCUUUAUGGCGAAAUUGUCCCAGAAUCUGCAUACCUGGCUGCCGGAAUCCCACCUUGUGAUGAGAUACGCCAACCUUACGAUGCAAAGCUCCGAUGUCACCGCUCUGCUGGGCUCCAUAACGGAACAGAUAUCAGUAUUAGUGAAAGGAGUGCCGACUCGCUGCCAGCAUACAAUUUCAUCAUACGCCAGUGCACUGAAAUCGUUGCUAGAGAGCUCGAAGCAGCAGAUUACCAUCCUCAUCGAUUCGGUUGAUGCACUACGUGACGUUGAGGACCUCGAGUGGCUGCCAGUUGCGUUGCUGGAUAACGUUAAGCUCGUCCUGACCGUUAGCUCGGGUGGUACCGGGCAAGACCUCGCCAGUCAGCAGGGUCCUGAGAGUCAGGUGUUACAGCGUUUGCGUGAGCGAAUUGGUGAUGACGGUUGCUUCCUGUACUUGACGCCAUUCACGCAGGAGCAAUGGGAAGAUGUGCUCUGUUUCGGUGGAGGUGAUAUUUAUGCCGCCAACGGGGCAUUGCAGCUGCCGGAAUGUUGGAAAAAGACGGACGAAAAAAUAUCGAUUCAGGCGAAGAUUCUCUGGUGGCUCGGGUGGUUGGGCAUCACCAAUCUUUCCGAUACAUCCGUCUCGCACAUCAGUGAGCGUGUGUUUGAAAUUCUGGAGGAGAAGUUUACUGCCGCUAUCGUGAAGCUGAUAGUAUCGCUACUGCUAGCAUCGCGCGAGGGUCUACUGGAGACGGAGAUCAUUACACUUAUUAGAAACUCGAACUUAGUCAACGGUUCAACAACAAAACUGUGGACGCACUUCUGCUGGAAGAUGGGACCACUCUUGCUGCACAACAAAAACAUCGUCGUUGUCGACAGGACGCUGCGACAGGUCGCGGAAAAGCGGUACGAAGCCGACAUCAAGCAGGCUCAUCGGAUUUUGCACGACUACUACGAGACGCAACCGAGCGUGUACCCAGACAAGAAGGGCAAAGAGAAAAGUUUUAACUAUAGGAAAUUCGUGGAGCUACCCUACCAUGCGUACAAGCUCGAUGCACCGGCGGCCGAGAGCUCGUUCUCUAACUCUCCGUACCUGACCGAUCUAGCCUGGUUGCAAGACAAACUGAUCGCUUCCGGAUGUGUUCAUAUUUUAAACGAUAUCUGUCUAGUAGAUGGCGCCACCAUCGCCGGCACGCACGUGGCGCUGCUGAAAUCGUUCGUGGAGGCGCAUUUCAAGGCACUCAACUACGACGGCCAUCAGCUGUUUUCGCUGCUUCGCACGGUUCUGGUGGCUGAGCGGCAGCGCGUAGAUUCACCGUACGCAGGCAAUGCCGUUGUUAGCCAGUGGUUGGACACGAUUGAUCACAGCACCGUGCCGUACCUGGAGAAGGUGGUGCUGGAUGAUGCUGCAGGUGAAGUGAUGGAACCGACCGAUAGCAAGCCGGCCAAUGUUGGGUUCGAUCUCAUCAUGAACCUGAGCAUCGACGGGUACUUCGUUAUAUCACUCAGCACGGAUCGGGAAGAGAUCUGCGUUUGGGAUGUCGCGAAGUGUCGAAAGGUGCGCACUCUCACCGGUGUACCGCAACCGUCCGCUAUCUGUCCGGUGGGCGAACAUGGAGUCGCGGUUCUGUGCCGGCGAGAGAUUCGCAUCAUUGAUCUGAACGAGGGCAAGUUCCGUGUGACGCUGAAGGGUGUGAUGAAUCAGAAAAUGCCGUACUUUGGGCUGCACGACCCGUCACAUCUCGUGUGCUUGUCACGUAACCGCAUGUACGUUAAUCUGAUGAACAUCGAGUCGGGUGAUUGCGUUACCACCUUCAAAGCGGGUGAAGAUCGGUUCUUAAACUCGCUGCUGGUGUCGGGAGAUGGAAGAAUCCUUGUUUGUGGUGAUGAAACGCAGAAACCCUUCCCACUGCUAGUGUGGCACCUUUCGCAGAAGAAGCUGCUGUACGAUCUGCGUAUACCACAUCACGAUUUUAUUACCUCGCUGUCCGCCAUCACGCACGAAGGCUCGUACGUGUGCGUGGUAGCGAAGGAACUGGCCGAACCGAGCCCUAACUUCAUCGUGGUGUACGAUCUGCAGAGUGGCACACUGUUUAAGAAGUGGAAACCGUCCUGCAACACCGUCUCGCUGGCCAUCUCCCAAACGAACACGUGCGUUAUUGCGGGAUUGGAAGACGCACGGAUACUAAUCUGGGAUCUGGUGACUGGCAACUGCCGGAGCACGCUGGUCGGUCAUAGUGCUCCAGUGACGCUGCUAAAGCUGGAUCCUACGGGCAAGAUCCUGCUCUCGACCGACAAGGAGGGUCGCGAUCUGUCCAUCCGGUUGUGGCAGCUUGACAGUGGAAAUCUGCUGGCAGUUUACACACCUGAGGAGCGCAUAACCACGUGCGAGAUUCUGAGCGGUGGUACGUUCCUGGCGUUGGCGCUCGAGAACCACAGCAAUCUCAUCACGCUAAAGAUGCGUUCUGGAACCGGUGACGCGGACGCGAAUCACUCGGCCGUGGUGUACGGUAAUGCCGAGAACGAUGGUAAGCAAUUCGAUUUGAAGCAGUAA
Molecule: messenger RNA, 4048 nt
Organism: Anopheles nili
Lineage: Eukaryota; Metazoa; Arthropoda; Insecta; Diptera; Culicidae
Exons: 15
Coding region: 38-4048 (1336 amino acids)
Molecular function (GO): ATP hydrolysis activity; protein binding
Source: RefSeq, a predicted model, not a curated record